Messenger RNA from Exophiala aquamarina CBS 119918, 2616 nucleotides. RefSeq names its product leucyl-tRNA synthetase. Gene Ontology annotation, molecular function: aminoacyl-tRNA deacylase activity; leucine-tRNA ligase activity; ATP binding. The transcript has 3 exons. Lineage: Eukaryota; Fungi; Ascomycota; Eurotiomycetes; Chaetothyriales; Herpotrichiellaceae. The coding region runs from base 1 to 2616 and encodes 871 amino acids. The record is from RefSeq and is a predicted model, not a curated record. Gene Ontology annotation, biological process: mitochondrial translation; leucyl-tRNA aminoacylation. Gene Ontology annotation, cellular component: mitochondrion.
AUGUUUGCCUAUCCGUCCGGCUCCCUCCACAUGGGUCACCUUCGAGUCUACACCAUUUCCGACGUGAUUGCUCGAUAUCGGCGCAUGCGAGGUGAUCGUGUCCUUCACCCCACGGGAUGGGACGCAUUUGGUUUACCAGCCGAAAAUGCUGCGAUUGAGCGUGGCAUAGAUCCUGCACUUUGGACCAAGGAGAAUAUUACGAAGAUGAAAGCGCAAUUAAAGAGCAUGAACACACACUUUGACUGGGAUGCAGAAAUAUCAACUUGUUCACCCUCUUUCUACAAACAUACUCAAAGGAUAUUCUUGGAACUGUAUAAGAAGGAUCUAGCAUAUCAGGCGGAAGCUCUAGUGAACUUCGAUCCUGUUGAUAAGACCGUCCUUGCAAACGAACAGGUUGAUAGCAAUGGGAGAUCAUGGCGCUCUGGAGCACUUGUACAGCAGGUCAAACUCCGGCAAUGGUUCUUUCGAAUUACAGCUUUUAAAGAACCUCUCCUGGAGGAUUUGAAGUAUCUUUCCGAAGCGGCAAGAUGGCCUGAUCGAGUUGUCACACAACAGCGUAACUGGAUCGGCCGCUCUCCUGGAGCACGCAUUCAGUUCACCUUGGAGGAUUCAACGGGCCAAUCUACUCCGAUUCACGUCUUUACAACUCGCCCAGAUACUCUCUUUGGAGUAAAGUUCAUUUCUUUAUCCAUGAAUCAUCCUUUCGUGCAGCGGGCUGCACAGACCAAUCAAGAGUUGCAAAAGUUCCUCGAUAGACGGGCGUCCUUUGCACCUGACUCCAAAGAAGGGUUCGAACUUCCCCUUUCAGCCAUCAACCCGUUGUCAGAAAUGGCUGGUGAUCGAUCCGAGUCAUUACCUGUAUUCACAGCUCCAUAUGUCUUGGACAACUAUGGCGAAGGUGUCGUUAUGGGAGUACCAGCUCAUGAUUCUAGAGACUUGAGCUUUUGGAGGACCCAUAGACCAUCAGCCGCAGUUCCGAUCGUCAUUACUCCCGCUUCUACCACGAAAAAGCCAAGCGAUCUGUACAUGGCCGACCUUCCUGAGGCAUAUACUGAGCAUGGUAUCCUGACGGACCUGUGCGGCCCUUACGCUGGCAUGCCCAGCGCUGAAGCAGGCCUCAAGAUCAUUGAAGACCUCCAGCGAAAAGGACUUGCAGAGCCAUUCGAAACGUGGAGACUUCGUGAUUGGCUUGUCAGUAGACAACGAUAUUGGGGAACUCCUAUUCCGAUUAUUAAUUGUUCGAGUUGUGGCACUGUACCAGUGGCAGAAGAUCAUCUGCCUGUGGAACUCCCCAAGCUUGAUUCCUCUAUCCAAGGCCAGAUAGGCAACCCCUUGGACAAGAUUGAUGAUUGGGUCAAUUGCCAAUGUCCGAAAUGCAACGGGCCGGCCAAGAGAGAGACGGAUACAAUGGACACCUUCGUGGAUUCAUCAUGGUACUUCAUGCGAUUCCUAGACCCGUCAAAUGAGACUGAACCAUUCUCGUCGCGAUCCACAGAAGGUAUUGUCCCGGUGGAUUUUUAUGUUGGAGGAGUUGAGCAUGCAAUAUUGCACCUUCUAUAUGCUCGGUUCAUCUAUAAAUUCCUCUGCAGUCAAGGGCAUAUCUCGGAAAAGGCGGGUCCUGCCGAGCCAUUUCAAAAGCUGAUCGCUCAAGGAAUGGUCCACGGAAAGACUUUUUCAGACCCAGAAACGGGGAGAUUUCUUCUACCGCAAGAGUUAGAGCUGAAGGGAGACCUUCCAACCAUCAAGGCGACCGGCAAAUCACCGAGCGUGACUUGGGAGAAAAUGUCCAAGAGCAAGUACAAUGGGGUCGAUCCAUCCACUUGCAUCCAGAAAUUUGGUGCAGAUGCACUACGAGCCCACAUCCUGUUCGCGGCACCCGUCAGUGAGGUUCUACAAUGGGAUGAAGAGAAGGUCGUGGGAAUACAACGGUGGUUGGGCCGCGUUCAUCGUCUGGUCCAUGAUCUUGUAACUUCAAACAAUGGCAAUUUUGGUGUCACCUCGACAAGUCCUCUGGACCUCAAAACACUCUCGGCCACUGAUACCGCGAUACUGCUCCAGGCUCACAAGACAAGCAAUGCUAUCUCUGAUACAUUCUCAAACAACGUCUACACUCUGAACACGGCCAUAUCAGACUUGAUCAAGUUGACGAACGCGCUACAAGAGACUGGAGUGCAAAAUCUAUCGCCAAUGGUCGCACACGUCACGAUCGCUGCACUUUUGAAAAUGAUGGCCCCCAUUACUCCCGCGUUCGCAGAAGAAUCCUGGGAAAGCAUCAGUAGGAGUGAAGCCACCGAAAAGACUACUACCCAGAGCAUUUUCAACUCGUCUUGGCCUAACAACAUCCUUUCCGAAGAGCAAGAAAUUUUCUUACAGGGUUUGCGCAAGACCAUAACUUGCGCUGUACAGAUCAACGGCAAAAUGCGUUUCACCGUCCAAAUACCAUCGCCAUCAAACAGCGAAGUCAACAACGGCAAAGAAAAGCGAGAAACAGAGAUUAUUGACGCCAUACUCGGCACCGAACAGGGCCACACGUGGCUGACGGAGAAGAACAAAUGGGAGAACAGGAAGAGAGUCGUGGUGGUAGGCGAAGGAAAAGUGGUCAACUUCGUCUUCUGA